This is a messenger RNA of Pungitius pungitius (ninespine stickleback), 1818 nucleotides long. RefSeq names its product protein FAM222A. The coding region runs from base 346 to 1818 and encodes 490 amino acids. Lineage: Eukaryota; Metazoa; Chordata; Actinopteri; Perciformes; Gasterosteidae. The transcript has 3 exons. The record is from RefSeq and is a predicted model, not a curated record.
CAUCACUCAUUGCCCGCACACACACAGCCCGUCCGAGCUGCCGAGAUGGGACCCAGGCAAAUACGCGUAAAGAAAAGCCCAAUCGGAGGUAUGAUCUCUCCAUGUGACUGCUGAAUGUGUCGCGGGAGUACAGUCAACGGAAGCCGGCUCCAUCGAUGGAUGAGCUUGCACCUCCGGAGUUUUCGCGAAAUCGGUGGCAAGAUUGCUUUUUGCAGAGGAAAUACGCCUUCCGAGCCGGAGAACCACCAAUCAGCCGCGGAGAAAGAUAACCAAAGAUAAACAAGCCUUAUGAUAAGACACAACUCUCAGGUUCACCCCGGCCGUGUGCAGCCCUAGAUAACGAUCAUGCUGGCCUGUAUCCAGAGACGGCAGAAUCUCUCGUUGCAGAAUCUGGCCUGCGUACCCAGAAGCCUUGAUGGUCCACCACCGGCGUUGCUGCUGUCGGUUCCACCACUGCAGCCGUGCACCCACAAAGGGAAGCCAGCCUCCAUGAUUUCUCGGUACCCUUCUCCUGCAGAGUUGGAUGCUUUUGCCCAGAGGACCGCCAAGAGCCCGCUGUCCAUCAAAAUCUUUCAGUCCGAGGUCCGGGUGCCACAACACAAACAGCUCAACAAAACGGUCAACGGGUUAGACACCACAGGCCAACACCACAGCCCCUACUCGCACCAGUACUCUGGAGGCCACCAGGGGCUGUUGGCCGUCAUCAAAGCCUCUGCGGUGGUCAAAGGGCUGGUGAAGAACUCCGAGGGCAGGAGGACUAAACACGCAGGCGCCCAUACCUCUCUGCUGCCGUACGAUAAUCCUCUGAACAGCGGCUACCCGGCCAGACACGGGCACAAGGCGUAUCACACGGGCUCGUGUAAGCCGCGCGAUGUUCCCGCUGAGAGCCUUUGUCCCGGCACGGGGGUGGCCUCCAGAGACCAGAGCCUGGCCCCCCAGUCGGAGCUGGCGGAGGUUCAGAGCCUGAUGAGGCAGAUGAGCCGAGUUCCCCACAGCCAGGCCCCGCAGCUGGGGGGGGAGGCCCGCGCCAGCCCCUCCCUGCAGGCCGUGGCUGCGGUGGCGCACUCGGACGCCGACUUUGCCCCGGGGGUGCCGCCCCAGAGCGGCCCAGCGUUCGCGGGGGCCGUGCUGCCGACGCAGAGCGCCGACGCGGCCAAAGGGGGCUACUUGGAGGAGGGAGACUACGCGAUGUGGCAGCACAAACAUCAAGUUCAGCUCCAGCAGCAGCAGCAGCAGCAGCAGCAGGCGCCCUAUCAGCAGGCAGCAGUGAGGAUGUACAGUCUGAGCAACGGAGAGUCCCCUGGAACCUGCCUCCGCCUGCCACGCUCCUCCUCCCAGCUGCCCUACAGGCCUCACCGGGAGCCUGCCGGCGGGCCCGCCCCGAGCCACGAGUUCCCCGUCGGACGGUACUACGCCCCCCUGUGGGAGGGCGUCGUGGCCGCCCCUCGCGGCGACCGUUACGCUUCUCAGGUGCUGGAGACGGGCGCGUGCGCGGCCAGGCUCAGGGACCUCGGGCCGCCCCACCCCCGGCUGCAAUUCGCCGCGCCGGCGGGGCGCCAGCCGCAGCUGCACCCUCCCAUCCCUCCCCACGCCCGGAACCAGACCUACGGCACGGACCAAAACCUGUGUUGCGGGGCGCGCGGCCCCAGCGCAGCAGUGCUCAGCAGCAGCCUGCAGUCUCUGGAGUGCCUCAUCAGUGAGAUCCAGCCUCCCUGCAUCAAAGAGCGCAUGCUGGGCCGCGGGUACGAAGCCAUGGGGAUGCCUCAGCUCCUGGAGCACCAGCAGCAGGCCCACAUCCAGCUCCCCGUCUACAGAUGA